Prunus armeniaca (apricot) is the source of this 1110-nucleotide messenger RNA. The record is from the annotation of a GenBank genome assembly. NCBI's taxonomy places the organism in Eukaryota, Viridiplantae, Streptophyta, Magnoliopsida, Rosales, Rosaceae.
AUGAUCCACGUGAUGGUUCACUUGCCAGGAGAGGCAUUGCUUGCUAGUCCUGUCAACUAUCGUUGGAUGUAUCCAAUAGAAAGGCUUCUCGAAGAGCUGAAAAAAACUGUACGCAACAGGGCAAAGCCUGAAGGAUUAAUUAUAGAGGCUUGGGUUCAAUAUGAGUUGCUUAAUUUCUGUGAAAUGUAUUUAAAAUAUGCGGAGACAACUUUCAAUCGUCCUCAGCGCAAUAAUGACGGAGGUGUGAGAAAUGAGAAACUUUCUGUUUUUGCCCAAGGAGCACGACCCUUUGGAGAUCCUGCACGAGGAGAGUCGUUUUCCAUAAAUGACAUGGAGGUAGCGCAUUGGUUCGUACUGAACAAUUGUGAUGAGAUAAUGGCAUACUUAGAUGAGCAUAAAGAGAUGAUGAAGCGAGAGCAUCCAUCACAUUUGUAUGCCAAGAAACACCAUGAAUUGUUUCCACAAUGGUUUUUGGAAUAUACCCCUUGGUUCCUCUCUCUCCUUCGAUGCCUCCCCUUCCCGAUACUCUCUCCCUCCAUAACCACCACAUCCAUCCACCUCAACCCACGAAACCGACACAGGACCCGACCGCCACCACCUCUCAGUUCCUCUCUCUCAUUCGACCCCUCCCCCUCUCGAUACUUCCUCCCUCCACAACCACCACAUCCAACCACCUCAACCCAUGAAAUUGGCGCAAGAAGGACCGAGCCACCGCCACCUUCGAACUCCAGCCCUUUUCCCACCGUCACCGUCACGCCUGCAGCCGGAAACCACUCGAAAUUGGGCCGGGUAGGAAGCUUGGCCCUUAAUUUUGAGAAUUUUCCGGUGAUCAUUAUCGCUUUGGACACCUACGCGCUGUCGGCGAGUGUGGUGGUGCGUAGCCAAGAAGAACAUCUGGGGGCCUUGUCGCCAGUUGAAGACGACGAAGGUCACCGGGUGACCAACAGUCGUAUCAACAUCAGAUACGAUGAGCGGCAUCGGCCUGCACCAAUGGCAGAAUUGCAUAGGUCAUUGGCCCACGACAUUGGUCACAUCGUUUGGACCCAUUGCCCGAUGAUAUGGAAGUCUUGGAAGGUCAUUGCAGACAAACUACAAUUUAGAGGACCUUAA